Molecule: messenger RNA, 5573 nt
Organism: Lytechinus variegatus (green sea urchin)
Lineage: Eukaryota; Metazoa; Echinodermata; Echinoidea; Temnopleuroida; Toxopneustidae
Product: microtubule-associated protein 10-like
Exons: 3
Coding region: 170-3022 (950 amino acids)
Biological process (GO): positive regulation of cytokinesis; mitotic spindle midzone assembly; cytoplasmic microtubule organization
Cellular component (GO): cytoplasmic microtubule; mitotic spindle pole; midbody
Molecular function (GO): microtubule binding
Source: RefSeq, a predicted model, not a curated record
GACAACCGCCGUUGUCAAUAUCAUGGACAUCGACAUGGACUUGCUUGGGUUUGAGUGUCAUUUUUAUAGUCACCUCAUACUGUAUCUCUCCAUUCUCCAAACAAUUUGAUAUGCUGCUUCAGGAUCCAUUUGCAUGAUAUAUCGUCAUUUGUAGAAAGGAGAACUUACAAUGGAUGACAAUAAUAUCAGCGAAACGCUGUUUUCUCUCGAGUUGGCGGUCAACUCUUUGCGAAUAGACCCACGAACUGUAAUUUGUCGCAUGCCCGCUGUCGCUUUUCGACUUUUGGAUUUCCCAUCAAUAAUGGUUGAGCAGUUAGAUGAGACAGAAGCAAGACUUCUGAAGAGUGCUAUACAUACUUCAUGGGAGUAUGAAGAAAAUAUUCCACCUCAACUUGACGAACUUAAAACUCGACAUGGUAACCACGAAUUCAAGAAGGGCAAGUCUUCUCUUUACAAGUACAGAUUGAGCUCGCUUGUUUCUCACCUUGACAAUACACCUCUCUACAUAAUGAUUGUUGAUGUUUGGAAUAACACCCCUAAAUUGGUCGCCCAUUGCAAUGUAUCAUUGAAAGAAGUCGUGCAUAGAAUUAAAAAAGAUGUCUCGGACUUUGGAGUCUCUGUACCCUCUGUUCACGGCAUCCAAGGGAAAUUUCCGCUUGUUAAUCUCAUGGGAACUGAGAUUGGGUGGAUAUCUUUGGGGAUUCGUCUCCUCAGCCUUGGUGGAAAUCUCAUUCCUCACAUUGCAGAUGCAUCUCUGAUGAAGAACAAGGAAGCCAAUUUGACCAAAGAUCAUGAAGAUGCAACUACUGUUCCAAAGACAUCAGCUGAUCAGCAAGAAAAACCUCAAGUGCAAGGUUCAACCCCAGUGUAUGUUCCAUCAAGUAGACCUGCGUGUGAGCACUGUGAUCAUCAAAGGAAUGAAGAUUUACUUAAUGGAGCUGUCAAAGUGGACUUGGCAUGUCAGACAAUAGAGGGCACAGAUGAAGGGACCAGGGCAGACAUGGCUCCCUCAACAAAGAUCAAGAAAAGACCAAUGUUGACAUCUUCCGGGGUGUCUUCAGAUAACAUUCCAAGAGAAGAUGGAGGAGAAAUCACUAUACCUGCAUUUGGAAAUAAUGACCUGUGUAUCACCAAUAUACACGUUCCUCCACCUCUGAUAUACAGUUCAGAAAAUGAUGUCAAAUCCAAAGCAACUGAUGGCAGAAGACAAAGGGUACCACAACAAAACUUUAAGCACCAGAGUUUCCCCAGUCCUCUUGGGAACAGGAGAAAUGCAACCACCCAAGAAAGUUGUUCUUCUGCAUUCUCAUCUGAUAUGGACAAUAAAAAAGAACUUGAAGUUCAGUAUGUGAUACAUCCUCCAGAGUAUAACUCCUCACCAAAUGUCCGAAAAAUCUUGAGAAACAAAAGGAAAAAGAAGUCUAUUGAGGAGCCUGUGGAUGUUGACCCAAGCUUGCAUUUCAAUCCUCAAAGGGUGAAAGAACCCACGAGACCUGAAAGUGAAAUUAAAGGAAAGGACAUAUCUGAUAGAGUGGAGGAUCUCCAAAAACUCCCCAUUCUUCAGGCACUUCUAAGGGAAUUGAGUAUUUUGAACAGAAUUGGAACUGACAAGUCCAAAGACUCCAAACCAAUGUUUGUCAAAGAAGAUCUUGAAUCUCAGAAGAGUUCUUCAAAACAUUUUGUAGAUCAGAGAACUAGUGGAAGGAAAAGCGAAUUUCAUGUUAUUGAGAAUGAGCCAAAAGUUGUUCCUGCAGCCCAGAAAAGUUAUCGUCAUAAACAUAGAGAAUGUGCCAAGCCUCCAGAAGGAGUACCAGCUUCAAAGAGUUUUUUAAGACAACAGCCUCGAUAUGGCAAGCAUCGUAAAGGAAACAAGCUGAAAUUCAAAAUGACCAACUCCCAAAAGCUUCGCAUCCAGAAACACAAUCCAGAAGCGUUCAGGCAGUUGGAAGAAGAGGAGAGAAUUGCAGAAAUUGAAUUUCAAAUGCAGGCUGCUGCUCGGAUGCACAAGGAGAGCAAGCGGAGGCCAGCAGCUCCUCAUCCAUCAGAAGAUGUGUUACUUUCACUGGAUGCUAAUAUUUCUACAGAGAUUGCCAAGCAUUGUGAACAGGGCCAGUCAGACAAUGAAGAUAGCAAUACCAUCUUCAAAAGAGGAAUGGAAACUUUCAAGAUUCCUACAUCCGACAUUGUUGAUGAUGAUAUGGAUCAACCACUUGAUAGCAGAGAUGCUGCAAACAGUGUUGCUGAAAAGGAUGCCAGUGAUAGUGAAAAAAGUGCACGUAGCAUCAGUGUUCACUUGCCAACUGCUCUAGUACAGAAUGAUGAUGAGGAGGAGGAGAAUUCAUCUGAAGACGAGAGUCAAGAGGAAGGUCCAAAGCACCUGUCUGUCCCUGGGUUUCCAGAAGGUCCACAGGAAGAUGAAAGGCCACUGGAACCUGUGACACCUAUUCAACCAUACUCUGAUGACUUUGAAGAUUCUUACAGAUGUGUAUCAACAGGUGAACAGGAGCUCGCCAACAUUCAGUCGUCCAUUGCUUCAGAGACAUCCAGCGUCCGACAGGAUUAUCCUGCUACGGACUCUGAUCAUUCCAACAGCGGCAGUUACAAGACGGCAGAAUCUGUACCUUCGGUCAGAAGUCCUGGAGCCGUUACUAGUCAGCCAUCCAAGGUAGCGAAUCCAGCAGAUGUUGUGAACCCGCCUUCAAAGUCAAGCAGUAGCAGCACAAGUUCCAAGUAUCCUCCCAGUGUUCUGAGCAUCCCUCAACCACAGAUGUCAGCCAACUCUCCCAUUCCUCUUGCCAGGCGAUCAGUGGCAAAAUCUACAAUCUCCAGUCAGCCUCCACAGCCAAAACCCAGGCUCUCUUUGGAUCAUUCCAGCUCUCUAUCCAACGUUUCUGUCCUAGUCCCAGAAUUAUCGAACACAUUUGAGAGCUCGGAGGUUAAUACAUUUGAAGGUAAGCCAGAAGUAAGUGAUGGGGAGGGACAGGAUAAUGUGUAUUCAGAUGACUUUUAUAGUGAUGACUAGCUUGCCUGAUGUUGGAUUGUAAAUGGAUGAAUACACUAAUUCUGGUAUCUAGCAGCAAAUACAAUUAAAUAUUUGGGUACCUGCUUUUAGGUGGUCACUAGGCUUAUUCAGGUUUAAUCUAAGAGUUUUUUCAUUUGUUUUUUUAGCUUCUGGUGGAUGCUUCAUAAAGCAGUUAGUCAGUUGUGUUUUAUGUUGCAGUCACAUUUUCCCUACGGCAGCUUAUGGUUAGUCAAAAACAGUCGUUUUUAUUAUUUUUAUUGUACCUUCUGAUAAAGUAAAGUCCACCGACUGGUGUAUUGUCGUACUAUAUUUGGCAGGUCUGGUGUGGAGUAUGUACAGUGCCAUUUUAAAAUAUACUAAUAAGCUUCAUAUAGGUGGUUUGAAUAAAACUGCUGUUUUCGACUCGCAGUAGGGGAAAUGUGACUGCGUCAUUAAUUCAAAGACUAUUGGCGACUUAUACUUGGGAGAUAAUAUCACCAUCAAUGACAAUUUGGGAUAUUAUGGUUCAUUUACCAAUAGAAACAGUCACCAGUCAUUCAAAAAGUCAUACUCACAAACAGCUUUAUGAGAGAAACGAAUCGGGAAAAUGGACUGCCAAAAUUGUAAUUAUCCUUUCUGCAUUAGACAGGGGGCUGUACCUUUGAAACGAUAACAAUUUGGAUUUUGCUGCAGGAGUAUUAUUUUUCAACAGAUGGUUGGAAGGAGGUGGGAGCACAUGUCAUCCAUUAGUGAAUAUAAUUUUCUUUAAUGUGUAUUAUGUGCCUAUUAUUUUUAUGGUUUUUGAUAAUCACUUUGGUAGAAACAAAAUAUAUUUUGUAUAUAAGUGAUACAAGUGCAAAAGUUUAUUUUCUUUUUCUCCUUGAAGACCCUUGUCAUCUUAGUUGUUUAUGGGACAAGAAUAUGUAGCAUACAUGUAUGCCACUUUUAAAUACUAGAUGUAUGUUUUUUUAUUUAUUAAAUCCUAACUUAUGCAUGUACACAACUAAAAACAAUGGAAAACCAACAAAUGAAACAACAGUCAAUGGUUCUUUUCCUUAAACUUCUUUUAUUUUUGAAAUAUCACUCAACAUCCAAUACAUCCAACCCAAAACACAAAAUGUUGGCAGAUGUCACACCAAUCAAAGUGAAAAUAUAACAAUACUAUUUAUAAUAUAUUUGGCUGGUGAAUGAUCUUUCACCAGCUUUUAUAAGUCAUAUAUUUUUAUUAUAUUUUAAUACGAGUUGAAGCUUUCUAUAGCAAGUCAAUAAAAGAGAUUGUUAUGCCGAUUGUUGGCACAAUCUUGCAUUCAAAUCUGGCCAGUGGCUACAUGUAAACUCAUACUGCAUCUUGUUAUACAUGCAGAUUCAACUCCUUGUGAGCUUGAUCUGUUGAAAAGACAAUUUCAUUUACUUAAUAUUCAAAAAUUAAAGUUUAAAAUAAUUGUUUGUAAGAUGCAUCAAAAACUGCUGUUAGUAUUUCUCCAAGAUAUUGAGUAAAAAUUUAAACAAUGCAAAACAUGAAAGUUUUGAGCUCUAUUCAUGAAAGAACGAGCUUAACUGCAAUUUGUUGCUCCAUGAGCAACUUACCAUUGACCUUCUGUGCUCUAGGGUCCCAUCUUACAAAGAGUUACGAUUGAUCCAAUCGAUUGUAACUAUGGAAAUCCAUCCAUGUCAUAAUUUUUUUCUCCAGAAAAUUUGCAUUAUGUCUUUUGUAAACAAAGGAGAACACACAAAAUUGUCAAGAAAUCAAUGAAUUUAUGGAUGUACAUUUAUAUCUAGAAAUCUUAUAUGUAGAUGGUGCUGGCUUUCCAUAGUUGUGAUUGAUAGGAUCAAGCAAAAUGAGUUGAUGGUUUAGAAAAUAUUGCAGCAUUAUCUAUUUAUGACGUGUCAUUCUGGUGUAAGCAGGUAUGUAUUUUGUUAUUUCAAUAAUAGAGUGUCAAUUUUCUAAGACUGGUACUUGACAGCUCAAAUCUAUGUAAAUAAAAGUGAUAAAUCUGAAGAGUGGUUCUGUUGCUCCUCAUACGGUAUGUGUAUAAAAAAACAAGCUAUUUAAAAUAGUUUAAUCUAUAAACCUUUUUAUCUGUUUUGAUCAAGAAAAUAUAUUGUAAAUUGUACUCAUAAUUUGCACUUGAAAUGAACAUGGGUGAAAUAAUCUUACUUUGCCCAAAAUUUUACCCACCAUUAGUUCAUAGAAAAGUGUUCAAAUAUCGAGCUUGUUUCAAAAUCCUCAUAAUAGAAAAUAUAUGAGUAACCAUUAGACUUCUUGGAUCACUGACAUCUAUGAAAGAAAACUAGGUCUUUUCAUAAUGAAAUGUAAAUCAUAUCUUGUAUGUAUCUUUUAUCUGAUCUUUCUAUAACCCUUCUUAAUUUUGCCUUGAUCAUAAAGGCACAAGUUGACUUUCAGAGUCAAGUUUCAAAAAUAGAUAUUAUUUUUUUCUUUUCUGUUAAUAUCUUGUUUUGCCUCACAAUUCAACACAUCAAAAUUGCCUAUCAUUUACAUCCACAUGUACACAUCCAUGAUUCAUGUAUAAAUGUAUGUACAAUAAAUUUGCAUGCAAGAAUUAACCUAAAU